CUGUCCUUGUUUUUGAGGGCAGAGUUUUUGCAGUGACUCAGUCGUGUUUCCAUCACUUCUGGGGACUUUACAUUGACACACAGACACAGAAUACAGUACGUCUCUGAGGGCCCCCCUUGCUCUCUUGGCCCCUGUAUCUUGUGCACAUGUGGUGGUGAUCAGGGAGCUCACUAACGAACCGUUCAUCACAUUUAAACACAGUCUGAAAGGUUUCUGUCAGACACUUGACCAGAGUCGAGUUUGCAGUCAGCUUUAAAGAAAUUAUUUAUUAUAAAUUUAAUUUGUUUUUGACUCAACUUCAAACAGAAACACAAGCUUUUCAUCCCAGGCUUUUGGAGGGCCCCCCUCCCCCCACUGGGGCCCUGGGUAGCCCCCAUGUCCUCCGUGUCUUAUCUUCUCUCUGAGUGCUUCUAUUCCCGUUUGUUUCCAUCUUUGGUCGGCUGUCCUCUCUCUCUCUCUCUCUGUCAUUGUCCUCUGCCUCGCUCGCCCACCUCUGGCUGCUAUAAAGCUCAUCCGUCUCCGUCCGUCCUCUCUGCACGAUGGCUCCGAAGAAAGUGGAACCGAAGAAGACGGAGGUGAAGAAGGUGGAGGCCAAGAAGGAGGAGCCCCCCCCGCCUCCCAAACCCGCCGAGCCGGAGCCUAAACCUCCUGAGGUGGACCUGAAGAGCAUCGUGGUGGAGUUCACCCCGGACCAGAUCGAAGAGUUCAGAGACGCCUUCACGCUGUUCGACGAGACGCCGGCGGGCGAGAUGAAGAUCACCUUCGCCCAGUGCGGGGACGUCAUGCGGGCGCUCGGCCACAACCCCACCAACGAGGAGGUGCUGAAGCUGCUGGGGAGGCCGAAGGCGGAGGAGAUGCACGCCAAGCUGCUGGACUUCGACAGCUUCCUGCCCAUGCUGCAGCACGUGGCGCGCUCCAAAGAGCAGGGCACCUUCGAGGACUUCGUGGAGGGUCUGAGGGUCUUCGACAAGGAGGGCAACGGCACGGUGAUGGGGGCCGAGCUCCGCCACGUCCUGUCCACGCUGGGAGAGAAGAUGACGGAGAACGAGGUGGACCGGCUGAUGAUGGGACAGGAGGACACCAACGGACACAUCAACUACACCGAGUUCGUCAAACACAUCUUGGCCGGGUAGCAGACGCUGACGGGUUCUUCUUCUCUGGUGGACUGAGGUUCUGUCCGUCUCUGAUGUAUCCAGGAUUAAAUGUGUUUCCUCUCUGUAAUAAAACACCUCUGGUCCUCCUCA
This is a messenger RNA of Micropterus dolomieu (smallmouth bass), 1244 nucleotides long. Its product is annotated as myosin light chain 1, cardiac muscle-like. The coding region runs from base 540 to 1133 and encodes 197 amino acids. The record is from RefSeq and is a predicted model, not a curated record. Gene Ontology annotation, cellular component: myosin II complex. Lineage: Eukaryota; Metazoa; Chordata; Actinopteri; Centrarchiformes; Centrarchidae. Gene Ontology annotation, molecular function: calcium ion binding. The transcript has a single exon.